AUGGCACCAAUUGGCGACGAUGCCUCGCAGACCCUCCAUGACCUGGUCAAUAGACUCGAGUCGAGAGUCAAGGAGCUCGAAGACAAGCUUGCGCAUGCUGCUGGUGGCCCUGCACCCUCCACUCCUGAGGGCGUUAGAAUGAUUCUUAUGGGCCCUCCAGGUGCUGGCAAGGGUACUCAAGCUCCUAAGAUCAAGGAGAGAUUUUCAUGCUGUCAUUUGGCUACUGGGGAUAUGUUGCGAUCACAAGUUGCGAAGAAGACACCAUUAGGCCGGGAAGCUAAGAAGAUUAUGGAUCAAGGUGGCCUUGUCAGCGAUGAGAUCGUUAUUGGUAUGAUCAAGGCCGAACUUGAGGGCAAUCAAGAGUGCAAGGGAGGAUUCAUUCUUGAUGGUUUCCCACGUACAGUCGUGCAAGCAGAGCGCUUAGAUGCCAUGCUUUCAGCGCGCAAUCAAAAGCUACAACACGCAGUCGAACUUCAAAUUGACGAUAGUCUUCUUGUAUCCCGCAUUACUGGUCGUUUGGUACACCCCGCUUCAGGCCGAUCGUAUCACCGAGUGUUCAACCCACCUAAGGCAGACAUGAAGGACGAUAUCACUGGUGAACCCCUUGUAUCAAGAUCCGACGACAAUGCCGAAGCUUUGAAGAAGCGACUUGUUACCUACCACGCUCAAACAGCCCCUGUCGUUGGUUAUUACCAAAAGUCCGGCAUCUGGAGUGGUAUUGACGCAUCGCAACAACCCGGAGUCGUUUGGAAGUCACUUUUGGGUGUAUUCGAUAAGCAAAAGGCUCCUAGUGGUUCAUUGCUUAGCAAAAUUACCGGUCGCUCUUAG
Messenger RNA from Sclerotinia borealis F-4128, 828 nucleotides. The record is from the annotation of a GenBank genome assembly. Lineage: Eukaryota; Fungi; Ascomycota; Leotiomycetes; Helotiales; Sclerotiniaceae.